AAAAAAUUGGAGCAUUUGAAAGUUGGAGUUUUGGAGAAAGGAGGAGUAGAGAGAAGAUUUUUGGGAGAGCUUUGGAGGUUGUUCGAAAACUAUCCCUGUAGUGUUGGAUUUGGUUGAACGGAACAAUCGGUUUCUUCAAUACCCUCCCCCAUAUCGGAGUUGGAGGGUUAUUCUUCACGAUUUGAACAUUAAGCAGUCGUCGAUUUGGGCUCAAGUCCCUGCUCCUCCGGAAGGUACAUUCAUCCCUAAAACUCUUGCUGAAACUAGUGUCGUGGUAGGUCUCCGCUCUUUGGAAAUUUUGCGGGUGAAACAGGCUUAUAAAAAUUUGGCUGAACUGACCCCGGAGCAACGAGUAUAUGCAGACGGUUGGAUGGCUGAUUUGAAGUUUCACUAUAAUCCGAAUGAGGUCGACACUGACGCCUUCGUGGCGAGACAACUGAAGAGGAAGAAGAAGAAGCAGGCAUCAAGCUCGAGUGUGCCAACAGAGCCGCCUAUUGCGACUGAUGCACCGCGAUCUGACGUCCUUUCCGGUCGCUCUUCACGGAAACGGACUCCCGCACCUGAUGAUGGUUGCUUAUCCGAUGGUUCUGUUCACGUAGUUCUACCUGUUGGUGCUUCGGCUCAUACCGAGUACAACGCGCUGUCAGGUCAGCUCGAAAGCUCUUACUUGAAGAGGACCGAGCUGUUUUGAACAACUAUGGGGAGGAUGAAGCCUAUGACGUGUUCGCCUCUUCGGCCUUCACGGUGAUAAAACUUGUCUCUUGUUUUCAUUUUUCCUUUGACAUGUUAUUUUUAUUGACUAACUUGUGGUAUUUUGAUAUCUUCUUGCAGCACUAUCAGCAUGCUAUCUUUAUGAAGCAGGCUAGGCUUGAGCACAAACGACAACUACAGGAUGUUCGUGCUGCUAAGGCUAGGAUAGAGAACGAGCUUGUGGAAGCUCAGAAGUUGGUCAAGCAAGGCCAGGCGGACCUGGAGUCCUUGGAAGCGUCUCUUCAGGCUCAAUUGGCUUCGAAAGAUGAGGAAAUCAGUCGUCUGAAGGCUGAACUGGCGGAUAUGGAGAAAAAUCGGGAGCUAGAGCUUUUCGAUGCUUGCCAUGAGGCUGUACUCAAGUCCCGGGCUGAUAUGAGUCAGGAGGUCUUGGAUGGGUCUUACAAGACUUGGGACAAUGCUGGGAACAUUCGACAGUGGAAGGUGUAUCAAGACAAGCUUUUCGGGGUGGCCACUUCAGGCGACGUCGGUGGCGACGAGUGAUGUUGUCGUUUCCUUAACUCUGUUUUGGUUGGGCGUAUGUGCCUCUAAUAUCUUAUGUGUAAUUUAGGCAUUCGUGCCUUCAGACUUUGUUAAUUUUGCAUAGGGUGUAUGCAUCCUUGGAUUCUUACUAGUUUAAGUCUACGCCAUUGGGCUGGACUUAAAUUUUUUCUUGUAUUCACGAGAAUGAUUUUUCCGGAGUGUCCGGAUCGCCGGGGGGUUUGCCCCCUGG
Molecule: messenger RNA, 1480 nt
Organism: Salvia miltiorrhiza (redroot sage)
Lineage: Eukaryota; Viridiplantae; Streptophyta; Magnoliopsida; Lamiales; Lamiaceae
Exons: 2
Coding region: 784-1251 (155 amino acids)
Source: RefSeq, a predicted model, not a curated record